GGGAGCCUCUCAUUGGGAAAACGGCGCACCAUCCGUGUGUGAUCCCCCCAGCGAUGGAGGGCCGGACGGCACGCUCGUGGAUUUUUGCCUGACAGGCACCAGAAGCUCCAGCACCGAUCUUUUCUGUCUUUUGGAUUAGCGUCGCAACAAGAAGAGAAGAAAUAAAAUAAAAAGAUGCCGUUCGCCAAACGGAUCGUGGAGCCGCAGCUGCUGUGCAGGCACCCCAUCCCCAACGACGAGGGCUUGCUUUUCGAGGACCUGCGCUCCGUCAGCAACGUGGUGCUCUCGCGCACCCUGCGCCAGCUCUCCGACCUGGCCAGGCACGCGUGCUCCGUCUUCCACGAGCUGGAGGGCGAGAUCGCAUCCACCAACCAGCGGCUGCGCGCGCUGCAGAGCAAAAUAGGGCAAAUCCAGCAGACGGCCAGCGCGCUCGACCCCAAACUGGAAGCCGUGCCGGUGUCUAAUCUGGACAUUGAAAGUAAAUUGACGUCACACUACCAGGCCCCUUGGCACCAGCAGCACAACGUGUUCCACCCCAGCACACGGCCGCCAUGUCUGGAAGAGCUGCACCGCCAUGCCCAGCUCAACCUGCGGGCACUGCACAGAGAUCAGCAGCAGCGUCAGCGUUCAACCAGCAGGGAGCGCAAUCGGGUCACCAUAUCCAUCUCUGUGGCACCACCCAUGCCCACAUUCCCCUCCCCUCAUUCCCUCAGGAGGCGGGACCAGAGGAGCCGACACGCCCGUAUGCGUGAGCGCUCACGUCCCUCCUCCCCUACUGUAUGCUGCCUCGUCCCCUGGAUCCGAAAGGCUGGGACCAAUACAAAUGCAGAUGGAGACUUGGUGGCAGUGGGCCACAGGCCAAAGUGUCCGGUUCCUAAUGUGCCCACCACACUGGACAAACAGACCAAUUGGUCAAAAGCUCUGCCACUCCCCACUCCAGAGGAAAGAAUGAAGAAUGAAUCUCAAGUCAUCUCCUCUUGCAUUAUCCCUAUCAACGUAACUGGUGUGGGAUUUGACCGGGAGGCAAGUGCCCGCUGCUCACUUGUUCACUCGCAGUCAGUGUUGCAGCGCCGAAGGAAGCUGAGGAGGCGGAAAACUAUCACAGGGAUUCCAAGACGAGUACAACAAGACAUGGAUUCGGAUGAAUCUCCUGUGGCCAGAGAGAGGACUGUAGUGGUCCACACCAAUCCACACAUGCCCCUGUGCCAGGAGGAGCUCUCACUCAGUGGCCGGACUCUAAACACCAAAGACUCUGGCUGCCAGACAGAUGACUUCUUGAUUGCUGCCCCAUCCCGGAGGCGCAUCCGUGCCCAGAGGGGCCAGGGAAUUCCAGCCUCCCUCUCCCAUUCCACUGGAAAUAUCACUUCCUUACCAGAUCGCUCCGAUACUAUGUACACUGCUGCAUCAGGCACUCGCCUGCGAUCCAGAAGUUUACCCCGAGAAGGAGGCCGACUUCGGGAUGAAGAUCAUGACGACAGUGACGAUGACGAUGAUGAUGAUGAUGAUGAUGAGGGUGAUGAAGAACUAUCUCCUUAUGAGGCUGAGGACUUUCUGCCAGGUCCAGGGCAGAGGAUUCUAAAGGACGAGGAGGAGAGCACAGAUGACCAAGCCAUGCCAGAGCUAAAGAGGAUGCAGCACACUGGUAGUCCUGAAAAUUCCUGGAUUGAGAGGGGCAGGUCCAGGCUCCCACGCAAAGCUGACAUGGGAAGCUGUGAGAUCUCCUCCAGUUCAGAUACUUUCAGCAGCCCUAUUCACUCUGUCUCCAACACGGGUGUGCUUGGGAGCCAGAUUGACCACAAGGAGGAUCAUCAGUCUUCAAGUGGCAACUGGAGUGGAAGCAGCUCCACAUGCCCUUCUCAGACCUCAGAGACAAUACCACCAGCUGCCUCACCUCCCCUGACUGGCUCCUCGCACUGUGAUUCAGAACUAUCCCUCAACACGGGGUCUCAUAUCAUUGACGAUACUACUGGCUUCAUCAUUGACCCCUACCACAUGGACCAGCCACAAGGCCAGGGCCACAGGUCUAGUUCCUUCACCUCCUCAGCCACAGAUCAGAUGGAUGAUGCGGGCGUCAGUACUGCUAGUGAUGGGGAGUGGAACUGCAACCAGGACCAGCAGGAUCAGCCUUGCCCCCAGGACUUCAGCCCAAAGCACUCAAGGGAAGAUGAGAGUGGCGUAAGCUGCCCUAGUUACUCCAGUGGUGAAACUUAUGAGAGCUUUAGUGGCCAACCACCAGCUGAGAAAUUGGAGAGCUCUUCACAUUACACCGUUGAAACUGAGGGCUUCUACACCUCCAUGCACUUUGACUGUGGUCUUAAAGGUAGCAGAAGCUAUUACAACUAUGCAGCCAUUGACCCUGACUGUGGCCCAAGUGGUAACAUUGCACCUGGAAUGGGUGAAUACCCUCAACCAGACUACAGAGGAAUGAGUACACUUGGAAGACAGUGUCUCUCCUUAAGAAAACCAAAGGCCAAGCCUCCCCCACCAAAACGUAGCUCUUCUUUAAAGGAAGCAAACAGCAGUGUGGACGUUCCAGAGCAGAACGAACCAAAGAUUACUAGUGAGCUGCCCCUGCCUUUGUCUUCCAGGGAGAUGAGGCUGCAGCUGGACUUGGCCGGUUCUGCCGGGCAGCUUGAUACUGCAGGUCUCUGUGAGGAGUCCCUUGGUGCCUGGGGUGUAGAGAAUGUCCGAGAAAUGCUGGACUGCUCCUCUCCAUUCAGUUCCUCUGACACACAUUCCUUCAAGGAUGAGGGUGCCAUACAGUCCGACUAUGCAGACCUCUGGCUCCUCAGUGACUUGAAAUCCAACGAUCCUUACAGGUCACUGUCCAACUCCAGCACUGCUACGGGUACAACUGUAAUUGAAUGCGUCAAGUCACCAGAGAGUGCAGAAACUCCAGCCUGUCGCCCCAGAUCCAGACCCACUUCACCAACACUUCCACCACCAGAAGGUGACUUUAAGCUGGGUUCUCCCGAAAAGCUUGCAGGGUUGGCAUCCCCUUCCAGUGGAUAUUCCAGUCAGUCAGAGACGCCUACAUCUUCCUUUCCUUCUGCAUUCUUCCCAGGUCCACUGUCCCCAAACACUGGCAAGAGGAAACCCAAAGUACCAGAGAGAAAGUCUUCACUUGCUUCUCUUCAGCAGCAGCCCCUUGCCCUCAGAGACCCAGGCUCUUCCUCCAGGAGGGAUACUGACUCCCAGGCCAUACCUCCCAGUCACCUUGACCUAAGUGCUCUUCACUGCAAGCCCUUUGCCCACAGGAACCAGAUGCACAUCCUUCAUCAGAACAAGCAGAAAGCGGCCGCAGCAGCUGCUGCAGCAGCAGAGGCUCGUGCUGCUGCCGCAGCUGCAGCAGCAGCAAUUACAGAAGCAUCUAGCUCAACCCACCUGGCCAUCACUCCAACUGUUCUGAGGUCGGUCCAACUGCGAUCCAUUGGUAAACCAGCUGAGGGGAACCUGGGGCAGGAGCAGUCUUCUGAUCCAUCAACUCGACCUAAGUGUCCCACAGUAACUAUAGAGACUCCACCUUCUGACAAUAGGCAUAACAGGAAACCACCAGCCUACAAACCACCUGCUGUACAGCACUGUGAGCCCCAGCUUUCUCUUAACGAGGCCAUCGUAACACCACAUGAGGGGGUGAAAGUCAGGCAGGAGAGGUAUGGCCCAGGAACCUAUUGGGCAAUGACAGCUUUCAGAACACCUGUGGAACCAACCAGUGAACAAGAUGAGCUGUCAGCUCAAACAUCCCAGGGCCCUGAGACCCACAGUGCUCAGCAGGAACCAGAGUUCAACCGGUAUCCGGAUGAGGAAACAGAAUUACCAGUGGAAAGUGCCAAACCUGAACAGAGUGAAGCACCCCGGCCAGAUCCUCCAGCAGAACCCUCCUUGUGUUUAAACAGCACAAUGUCCCCUCCUGCUUACAGUGAAAUACACAGGAGUGACUUUGUACUGUGCAACAGCCCUGACAAAGUGCCUGCUAGAAAUUCAGAAGCAUCAUCGCACACUUACACAAUCAGCGAUGCCAGAAGCAAAGAGGAGGAGUAUGAGACAUCAGGUGUCACUACCAGAAGUGCCUCACAAGAUGGACGCGAGGAUGGAUCAACUCCAGAUACAGAGGACUACUUCAGCAAAGACUCAACUCCCAGUGACAAUUCAAUUUCUCCUCUGACUGAUGAUUCAAAGCCAGAUGACGAUAGUAUAUUCCCUUCUCCUAACAAGCUACGCACAACUGAGGACCUGUUUGCCAUGAUCCAUAGAUCAAAGAGAAAAGUUCUUGGACGGAAAGACUCAGGGGAGCUCAGUGGAAAAAGUCGUCUUGGUGUUGCUCCUGUGACUGCCCCUGUAAGUAAUCCUGUCACAUGCCCCACCAUUCCAGCUGCUGCCCCAACUCCCCCUGCUGGUUCCCAACGAGCCCCAGGACCCAUUUACAGGAGUGCCAAAAAAUCCAGCACCUCAAACGAGGAGUUCAAGCUACUGCUGCUGAAGAAGGGCAGUCGCACCGACUCUAGCUAUCGCAUGUCAGCCACUGAAAUCCUCAAAAGCCCCAUCACCCCCAAGUCCCCAGGGGAACUGUUACUGGAGGCUGCCAGGCAACCAGAGGAACCCCCUUCACCGCUGCAGGAGUCUCCUUCCAGUGCAGAGCCCCUCCCCAGUCCUUUCCCCAAGGCGAACACUGAGGGGUUCUCCACAAAAACCCUCACCAUGUCUGCUGCCUCCAGACAAGGUCGUUCCAGGAUCCCACCUGCAGCCAACAGCAGCAGGUACAGCACUCGCAGCCGGCUGUACACUGCCCCGAUGCAGGCCAUCUCUGAAGGAGAGACUGAAAACUCGGAUGGAAGCCCACAUGAUGACCGCUCCUCCUAGUGGUGUAUUUUUGUUUUUUUUACCACAACACAGAACAAAACAACAAAUCCCUCAUAAUUUGAAAAAAAAAUUAAAUGAUGAAAAAACAUAUCUUGACUGAAAUAUGUGAUAUACAGACAUUUAUAUAAUUUUAUCCCAACAAAUCUUAAGAUCUUCAGAAGAAAAAG
Colossoma macropomum (tambaqui) is the source of this 5027-nucleotide messenger RNA. RefSeq names its product Nance-Horan syndrome b (congenital cataracts and dental anomalies) (gene nhsb). The record is from RefSeq and is a predicted model, not a curated record. Lineage: Eukaryota; Metazoa; Chordata; Actinopteri; Characiformes; Serrasalmidae. The transcript is spliced from 9 exons. The coding region runs from base 175 to 4860 and encodes 1561 amino acids. Gene Ontology annotation, biological process: cell differentiation; lens development in camera-type eye.